Molecule: messenger RNA, 2241 nt
Organism: Microplitis mediator
Lineage: Eukaryota; Metazoa; Arthropoda; Insecta; Hymenoptera; Braconidae
Product: tyrosine-protein phosphatase non-receptor type 9-like
Exons: 1
Coding region: 1250-2227 (325 amino acids)
Biological process (GO): protein dephosphorylation
Molecular function (GO): protein tyrosine phosphatase activity
Source: RefSeq, a predicted model, not a curated record
CUCUAGAGUGAUCAAAAGAUAACAUGUCCAGGUACCUGUUCAAUCCUCGAUUUUCUGGCUUCAUAGAUUCGUUGAAAGUGCCCUCUACUUUUUGGUCCAUGAUUUUCUUGUGUUCCCGCGUAACUACCUCUUCGAAAUCACUUUUCUCCACCAAACUCAAAAACUCUGUAUAGUUCUGAGUCCUGAAUUUGCAUUGACUCAUUUUUAAUUUAUUCACACCAACUAUUUAAAUUUGCAAUGAAACGUUCCCUUAGUACUUGUCGCACAAAGACUAAUGGCGUUAGUUUAUUCCACAUCGCCUUUUAUAGGGUAAUUCAGUCGGAUAAUUAGCAAAUACAGGCAUUGUUACCCAUGUUAUAGGCAUUUCUGUGUUCCGCUAUAAGGCAAACCGCAAAUCGAACCACUGAUAAUGUUUCGUCAUACAAUGUGCGCACAUAGCUAUAUAUGGGAGUUUUCCCUCUCUCCCAGUUGCUAACCGAAAUACUGAUAACAUUGUCCGUUUUUGAAUAACCUACUGUCAUGUUAAAUUUGACAAACAAACCUAAUAUGGUUACUAUAGGCAAUGCGAGCUGGUAAUUUAUUGAAAUAUUGUUAUUCGAGCUAUUUUUGGAUGAGGAAAAACAUCCAAACCUUGAUACGCAGUUUGAUACGGAAUUUAUAGUGCUCCCAAAAUAUCAUCUCCGCGAAAAGCUAUAAAAAAGUACUCAAAUGUUUACGAUCUUACAACGACAAUGUAUAUAAAUUGAAAACCUUGAACUCAGAAUUAUUUCAAUGUAUCAAUUUAAGUGGGAGGGGCGUUCGGUGGCUUAAAAAAGAAUACCUACAUUCAUCUCUAAGUAUAUUGUUUAGACACCAUGAAAGUACUUAGGUUACAAACAUCCUAAAAAUGGAUACCUUUAAUAUAAUUAGCUUCUUAAACCGCUCAAAAAUGCUGACCUUUGUUAUCUCCUAAUGAGGUAUUCAUUAUUUUUACGGUUCAAAUUUAUUACUCUGAUAACUUCUUGCGUGUCCGGCUAAUAGUCCUAAUUUAAUUAAACAUGCAAAUUUCACUAUCUGUUUGCGUGCUUUAUUAUAGCAUUGUUUUGAAUUAACAAAUUUAGGGGCGUUUUUUCUUGGAAUUGGCCUCGAAAUAAAAACACUACGUUAGAUAUAAAAAGUGUCGCAUCAAAAGACUAUCUUCAUUUUGAAUUAAGUAACAGUGGUAACAAAACCUAAGUUUAUUCUGUGAGUUCAGUAAGUGUUUAUCGCUAUGUCAGGCUAUUGUUUUGAAAUCUUUAACGUCUAUGAUUUUCUUGUUAAAACAAAUAAAGCAAACUUUUUGGAAUUUAUAAGACUAGAGCACGCGCAAGUGAUGGCGAUCCCUCUAUCAGGUACUGUCAAUCAUUUUUUGAAGCCAGAAAAUUUAUGGAAGAAUCGGUACUAUGAUGUACCGUGUUGGGACCACUCUCGGGUGGUCUUAAGCUCUCACGGAAGUAAAGCGUAUGACUAUACGGAUUCUGAUGGGAAGAAAAUAAUCGUUACAUCUCAAGACAGCGACUCAACUUAUAUACAUGCCAGCUUUGUUAAUGGUUUUAAUGAAGCGAAUAAAUUCAUCUGCUGUCAGGGCCCAAAAGAGGGCACGAGUGGUGACUUCUGGAAGAUGGUGUCAGAGCAUAGUUGUAGAUUUAUCGUCUCACUAACAGAAACAGAUGGUGAAGAUCAAGUGUGUUAUGAAUAUUGGGUCAAAGAAGAGGAUUACGAACUAGCGUUCGGAAGAUAUAUAGUAAGAACCCUUGAAAUUAUAGAAGGGCCUAGUUUUACCAGAACACGAUUGCGACUUACUGAUGUGAGCAGUGGUACUUCACGGGAGAUCUAUCACUUUUGGUAUACUCGCUGGCCUGACUACGGUACUCCCACUAAUCCAGCGGAAGUUUUAAAUCUAAUAUCGCAGGUCAACCAAAAACGAGAAGAGAUGAGAAAGACAGACUGUCAACCAGGACCGAUAGUGGUCCACUGCUCUGCAGGAGUUGGUCGAACAGGUACAUUUUGUACUAUAGACAAUGCACUAUCACAGUUACGGAAUCGUAAAACAGUCUCGCUUUCGCAAACAGUACUAAAAAUUCGGGGGCGAAGGAAUUCAAGUGUCUUUCUUCCUGAACAGUAUGAAUUCUGUUACAAAACACUAAGACAUGCUUUAAUAAGAGAAGUAAAAGAAAAAAAUAUUUUGUUAUCCGAUUUCGCAACUUGAAUUUACAUAAAUAU